Messenger RNA from Penicillium daleae, 658 nucleotides. RefSeq lists its product as uncharacterized. The transcript is spliced from 2 exons. The coding region runs from base 32 to 658 and encodes 208 amino acids. The record is from RefSeq and is a predicted model, not a curated record. NCBI's taxonomy places the organism in Eukaryota, Fungi, Ascomycota, Eurotiomycetes, Eurotiales, Aspergillaceae.
AAUCCUCAUUCUGCUCGGCGAGGCUUCCUACAUGCCCCAGCUACACCGUAUCUGGGUGCAUGGGAACUGCCAGGGCCUCUCACUCGGCUACCUGUUGCUCAACCUCAUCGUUGCGACUGAUCAAUUCACGCUCGGGUCCUUCCAACUGGUGAACAGCACGACGACUUCGGAUUUCUUCAUCGAAACCCCGCCAACAAGCGACGACUGGCUAAACUUGGCCCAGUUCACCAUUUUUUGGGUCCUGUAUCUCCUCCUGUCAUUCCCAUCCGAUAAUCACAUCGGAUACAAAAUUGGGCUACUAACUGUUUAUAUUCUCUCCGCCUUUGUUUCCAUCAUACCCCUCUUCGUUGACACCAUCAAUCAUGACAUCUUGGGUCCCCGGGGCAGCUCAUACCGCAACUGGGCGGAAGCCCUGUUCAGCGGCUGGCACAUCCUUUUCAUGAACCCGAUCGUCACGAUCUUGGCUGCCUUGGUGGCAUUCCCCUGCCAAGCGCGCACAAUCCGUGCCCUGCCCGUAGAAAAACUGCAAGCACUCAGACUGCUAGGGCUUCUGACUCAGGGUGUCGUGUUUAUCUUGGUGGCAAUCCCGUGGAUGAUGCGUGUAAAGUUCUUGGGAUUUUCGGUUAGAGAGGUAGUUCACGAGGCAUUCUGGAGCUGA